ACACACACACGCGCGCACGCACACACAAACACACACACACACGCUAUCAUUCGGCCAUUAAAGCCUCAGGACCAGAAUUCUGGAGAGGGGACCGUGCGCGUGCUUCACUGCAUUGCUUUUCCUGAAUCAUUUCAUUAAAGACAUGGGUUUCCAUCAGUCUGUCGGAUGGAUGCCUGGGAAUGCUGAUCUGUGCAUUAUUGCAGGAGAGGUGUGUUGUGUGGAUAUCUGGGGUCUGUUUUCAUGCUCAGCUUCUCUCUGAAGCGCUUCAGGGAAAGUUUUAUAACUUCCCACCUGUGCCACAGAACAAGAAAGAAAUUUCCGAUGAAGACAUCAGUAAUGGAUCUUAAAGUGGAACAUAUGGACAUUGACUACAAGCAGCCGCCUCCUCUCCAGGUGUUUGCACAAACCUCGACUCUUCACGGCAUCUCUCACAUUUUCUCCUAUGACAAGAUUACGGCCAAAUGCUGCCUGUGGGUGAUUUUUUUCCUGAGCUCUUUGACUUUCCUGCUGUACGUCUGUAUUGAUCGCAUUCAGUUCUACCUGGAAUACCCCCACGUCACCAAGCUAGACGAAAUCUCCACUCCCGUCAUGGUCUUCCCUGCCGUGACAAUUUGCAAUCUGAACUCCAUCCGCUUCAGCAGAAUCACGCGCAAUGACCUGUACCACGCAGGGGAGCUGCUGGCUCUGCUGAACUCGAGAUCUGAGAUUCGUGACGCUCCUCUUGUUGAUGAAAGCGUGAUGGAGGUUCUUAAGAACAAAGCGGAUUUUCGCAUCUUCAAACCACGGCCCUUCAACAUGUGGGAGUUUUAUAACAGAACGGGACAUGACAUCACAGAAAUGCUCAUGUCCUGCCAGUUCAGAGGUUCUCCGUGUCAACCUGAAGACUUCAGUGUGGUUUUUACACGUUAUGGAAAGUGUUACACGUUUAACUCGGGUGAAAUCCGGCCUCCGCUGAUCAGUGUUAAAGGAGGGAUGGGAAACGGACUGGAGAUCAUGCUGGAUAUUCAGCAGGAUGAAUAUUUACCUGUGUGGGGAGAGACAGAAGAUUCAUCGUUUGAGGCAGGAAUCAAAGUUCAGAUUCACAGUCAAGAUGAACCUGCGUUCAUCGAUCAGCUGGGGUUUGGUGUUGCACCAGGAUUCCAGACAUUCGUAUCGUGCCAGGAGCAGCGAUUGAUGUAUCUGCCUGCUCCGUGGGGAAGCUGUAAGUCCAGUCCACCGAGCUCAGAUUACUUCAAGACGUACAGCAUCAGCGCCUGCCGUACGGACUGCGAGACGCGCUACCUGGUGGAAAACUGCAACUGUCGCAUGGUGCAUAUGCCUGGUGAUGCGCAGUACUGCACCCCUAUGCAAUAUAAGGAAUGUGCACAUCCUGCACUUGAUUUCCUGGUUAAAACAGACAGCGACUACUGCACAUGCGAGACUCCGUGUAACAUCACUCGCUAUAAUAAAGAAUUGUCUUUCGUCAAGAUCCCCAGCAAAGCAUCGGUCAAAUACCUUGCCAAGAAAUACAGCAAAUCGGAGAAAUAUAUAGCUGAGAACGUUCUGGUUCUGGAUGUGUUCUUUGAAGCUCUAAACUAUGAAACCAUUGAACAGAGGAAGGCCUAUGAGGUGGCGGGUCUGUUGGGUGAUAUUGGAGGACAGAUGGGGCUUUUCAUUGGAGCGAGUAUUCUCACAAUUUUGGAGCUUUUUGACUACCUUUAUGAGGUAAUGAAAUACAGGUUAUGUCGUUGUUCUCACAAGAAGCAUCAGAAUAACAGUAACACUGAUCAUGGGACAGUUCUCGGCCUGGAUGAUGUCAAAUGUCACGUUGGAAAAUUUCAUUAACAUUCCUGCGAUUUUCCAGCUCUUCGCCUGCCACACACACACACACACACACACACACACACACACACACACACACACACACACACACACACACACACACACACACAGAUUAUGUUUUGCAUCCACCAGAUUUAGCGUGGUUCUGUUCUGGAAUCAUACUUUCUUUAAAGAAAUUUCUAAAAGUUUGUAAAAUAUUUUGUGGUUUUUUGAACAAGCUGUUUAUGAUGUCGCUUUUAAUGUCGAAACAUGAAAUAUGAAUAUGGCUCUUUUGUGUGCCUGGGCGUUUGGAUGGAAAUGCAUCUGUCGGCUUGAGGAAUUACUUUAUGUCAUAUAUUAUAUAUUAGCAUCGUAAUGGAUAUGAUAUGGCUGCGAAUGCAUUGUGACAGACAAAUCAUUUCACAGAGUGAAUACCAGUGUGAACUACUAUACAAAUGCCUAUACAGUAGGUGCUUGGAGGCAUCUAUGAUAUGAGCAUGAUAUCAUCAGCCUGUGCCACUUCAGAAAGUUCGACCGUAGAUAUACCCAAUGAGGUGCAUGCAAGGUCUCCAAGACUUUCUGUAUGUAUGCAACAUCAAGUUUGUUGCUGAAGGUGGUGUGUUUGUGUGUGUAUGUGCGUAUGUGUGUGGUUUGCAUGUUUGUAUAAGUGUCUGUCGUGUGCCAUUCUGUCUUUUGGCUGUGUGAGAGAGAGAAAGCCUGCACAUGCAUGUGUCUGUUUGUAUGGGUGUUUUUGUGCAUGUAUAUAUUACAUGUGAUAUUACUGGAAAGGAUUGGCAAAGGUUGAACCAACAGGGUGUUGAGUUUUUUUUUUAAGUGGAGUAUUGUGGUGAUACAUUAUUAUAAGUCAAAUACCCGCUGAUGGAAUGUAGUGUUUUCUGCAUUAAGUUGUGAAGUUUAUGGCCAUUUUCUUAUGUCUGAUUUAAAUGGGUUCAGUUAAUUUCAUACACUGUCAUUCACUUGAAUUGUACCCUUUAUAAAGGCCCUAUUAUGUACCAUUAGGUACAGAUAUGUAUACAUUUGGUACCAAUAUGCACUUUUGAGGUACUACUUAAACUCUUUAGGUACAAAUCUGUAUUUUUUCAAAGGGUACCUCCCCAGUCGUAGUUGGGGUACAUAUUUUGACCAUUUUUCUGACUGUAUUCAAAAGCUGUCUAGGGCGGUACCUUUUCCAAGAAGUACACCUUUGCACCCAUAGGAUGUAUAUUAGUACCUCAAAUAUGCAUAUCUCUACCUAAUGGUGCAUAUUUUGAUUUUUUUAAAGGGUAUCUCAGUGACAGCUUUUAACUUUUUUGACAUUGUAGUGUGGUAUUUUUUAUAUUUUAGUAAAUUCACAAAUUUAGUUAAUUUAAAAAGAAUGAUUUUUUAAAAUGUUUAUAAUAUACAUUUCUGUAUUGUUUUGAUGUUUAUCGUUUGGCUGUACUAAAAUAUGUUUUUUUUUUAUAAAUAAACAUGCAUAACUUUAUGCCUUACAUUGA
Misgurnus anguillicaudatus (oriental weatherfish) is the source of this 3296-nucleotide messenger RNA. It is a transcript of the gene asic1a, whose product is annotated as acid-sensing (proton-gated) ion channel 1a. The record is from RefSeq and is a predicted model, not a curated record. Lineage: Eukaryota; Metazoa; Chordata; Actinopteri; Cypriniformes; Cobitidae. Gene Ontology annotation, molecular function: ligand-gated sodium channel activity. Gene Ontology annotation, biological process: sodium ion transmembrane transport. Gene Ontology annotation, cellular component: plasma membrane.